CUUGUUUUGUUCCCACCAUCAAAUGGAGUUUGCUCAGUUUCGUAUUGCUCGUCCUACAGACAACUUUGAAAAGAUCAAGGAAUUCUAUGGAAAAGGCUUAGAAUUACCUGUUAUUGGUUCCUUUGAAGGACACGCUGGCUAUGAUGGUAUCAUGUUUGGCUUACCUGAUAAUAAGUUUCAUUUAGAAUUUACUACACAUAUCGAUGGCAGUCCUUGUCCAGCACCAACCAAAGAUAAUCUCUUGGUAUUUUAUAUUCCUGAUCAAGAAAAGAUCUCCAUCAUUGUGAAUAGAUUAGGCAAGAUGGGAUAUCAUCCAGUUGAACCAGAAAAUCCUUAUUGGAAAGAGAAAGGCAUUACUAUUGAAGACCCUGAUAAAUGGAGAAUCGUGUUGAUGAACGGUGAAUACAAAUAAAGACUUAUUAUACA
Molecule: messenger RNA, 426 nt
Organism: Rhizopus microsporus ATCC 52813
Lineage: Eukaryota; Fungi; Mucoromycota; Mucoromycetes; Mucorales; Rhizopodaceae
Product: prolyl endopeptidase
Exons: 1
Coding region: 23-412 (129 amino acids)
Source: RefSeq, a predicted model, not a curated record